ACAGCAGUCAGCACCGAACCCAACGGCCGGUAGAAAUGGGUCCACAACACUGAGUCGCCCGAGUCGUGACCCGUAUGGCUCGAUAUUGGCUCGGGUCUGGACAAACCCACAAUUUCUUGGUUGCACCGCCGAGUUACACUGUUAGCAUUUAGAGAGAGAUCUACUGUAUAACAGUAGUACUGGUUAAACAUAUGCAGUAUUGGAAACCCCCCUUUUUUUUUUAAAUCCAUUUCUCUCUCCUCCAUUGUCAACUGAAGGGAACUGAAGGAAGUAGUAGGUGGAGAUAGAGAGAAAAAAACAAGAUUUUUCAAGAAUCAAAUCAAAACUUCUGAUUCAUUCGUAAAGGUAAGUCCUUUUAACGGAUACAUAUGGAUAUUCCUAUUGAAACAAAGAAUCCCUAAAUUUAAAUGUGUUGUAUUGUACAUUUAAGUAUAUGAAUGUGAAGGGUGCUGGGUUUGAAGUUCAAUGAAGGUGCAGCAGAUAUGGAGGAUCGGUGGAGCAGUGUAGUUUUUCUUUGUUCAGUAUUUCUCUUGCUGUUUGGUACGACAUUGGGACAGCAAUUCUCAGUUCCAUUACAAGAAAGGUUUGCUCUGCUUCAACUGAGAUCUUCAUUAGGGUUGAGGGCCAGAGAAUGGCCCUUAAAACCUGACCCGUGUACCAACUGGGUUGGUAUCCAAUGCCUGAAUGGUCGGGUCACUGAGAUCAACAUAUCUAGGUUCAGGAGGACUCGAAGAGGGAGUCGAAACCCUCAAUUCUCUGUGGAUGCCCUCCAGAAUUUGACCCUUUUAUCCUCCUUUAAUGCCUCUAAUUUUGCUCUCCCGGGGUCAAUUCCUGAAUGGUUAGGCCUGCGGCUUGGCGUUCUACGAGUGCUUGAUCUUAGGUCUUGUUUGAUUACUGGUGCUAUUCCUUUCACUCUUGGAAAUUUGACUAGCUUAACUGAACUGUAUUUAUCUGAUAACAAUCUUACUGGGAUAGUUCCAUUGAGUUUAGGUCAGUUGUCAAGCCUUUCCGUGCUUGAUCUUUCGCAGAAUUUGCUUACAGGUUCGAUUCCCGAGUCUUUUUCCUCACUGGGGAACCUUACUUUACUUGAUUUGUCUUUGAAUUACUUGUCCGGAGCAGUUCCUCUGGGCAUUGGGACUUUGUCUAGGCUGCAGUUCUUGAAUCUUUCACGAAACAGUUUGUCUUCUUCAAUACCUGCCCAACUUGGUGAUCUUUCUAGCCUGAUUGACCUUGACCUUGGAUUUAAUUCGCUAUCUGGUUCGGUGCCUCCAGAUUUUAGAGGGUUGAAAAACUUGCAAAGAUUGGUUAUUGGGAACAAUUUCCUGUCAGGAUCGUUGCCAGAUAAUUUGUUUCCUCCUCUGACUCAGUUGCAAUUUGUGGUUUUGAGUCAUAACAAUUUUAGUGGUGAUUUCCCGGGUGUGCUUUGGUCUAUGCCUGAAUUGCGAUUUCUGGAUGCCUCUGAAAAUAACUUAACCGGUAGACUGCCCAAUGUCAGUUUGGAAGCUAAUGCUAGUUUUGCUGUUUUUAACAUUUCUCAGAAUUUGUUUUAUGGAAGUCUUACCUCUGUGAUCAUGAGGUUCAGUUCUAUUGAUAUCUCGGGCAAUUAUUUUCAAGGUCGGGUUCCAGAUUAUGCACGGGGCAAGACAUCUCUUAGUCUCAAUUGCCUUCAAAAUGUGACAAGUCAGAGGGGUGCAGGAGAAUGUGCAUCAUUUUAUGCUGACAGGGGUUUAGUAUUUGAUAAUUUUGGACUGCCAAACAGCACCCAACCUCCUGCCAAAUCUGAAAAGAAAAGCCACAAAACAUUGAUUAUUUUAGCAGCUGUUUUGGGAGGUAUUGGAGUAAUCGCAUUACUCGUAAUAUUGAUUGUACUGUUGAUUGUAUGCAUGCGCAAGAAUGGUUCGACAAACCUAAGAGGCACUGGUACGGGCCCUAUUCCUGCAGGUGAAAGUCCUCCACCUCCUGGUGUGUCCUUGAAUUUUUCAAGUCUAGGAGAUUCAUUUACGUAUCAGCAGAUUCUCCAAGCUACAGCUGAAUUCAGCGAUGCAAAUCUAAUCAAGCAUGGCCAUUCUGGUGAUCUUUUCCGUGGUAUACUUGAAGGAGGAAUCUCAAUAGUCAUCAAGAAGAUUCAUUUGCAAUCAUCAGUCAAAAAGGAAAGUUACAUGUUAGAACUGGACCUUUUUGGCAGGGUUUCUCAUCCCAGAUUGGUCCCCCUCUUAGGGUACUGCUUGGAGAAUGAGAACGAAAAGUUUCUGGUCUACAAAUAUAUGCCAAAUGGAGACCUAUCUAGUUCUUUGUUUAAGAAACCAGAUUCAGAUGACGACAGUUUACAGUCACUGGAUUGGAUAACAAGACUGAAAAUUGCAAUCGGGGCUGCUGAGGGUCUGUCUUACCUACACCAUGAGUGUACACCUCCACUUGUUCACAGGGAUGUCCAAGCGAGCAGCAUACUCCUUGAUGAUAAAUAUGAAGUACGGUUAGGAAGCUUGAGUGAGGUUUGCCCUCAAGAAGGGGACACUCAUCAAAGUAGAAUCACAAAGUUUCUGCGGCUGCCACAGACAUCGGACCAAGGUACUUCAGGUGUGUGCAGCCUCUUCAAUUGUAGUUCUGUUUCCGUCAUUCUUUUCUUCAUAUUUUCCUACUUAAAUGAUGCCAUCUAGAUGCUUCUUUUAGUGUUUGGUUCUUAUCUCGCAGUUGAUUGCAAUGCAUAUGGGUGUGAACUAACAUAUGUGGGCAGUUUGUUUAAAUUAUAAUAUGUGGGAUAAAAAGGCCAUUAAAUACUUUUCCUUACCACGCCAUUGCUAAGAACCUGGGUUGCAUGGAAUUUCUAAACAACGUUGUUUUCGUUUUGGGCAUGUUUAAGAAAACGAACACUUUAAAAACUCUUAAGAAAUGUUGUGGAAGCUCGGAAAAGGUUUCCCCAAUUUCCUUUUUUUUUUUUUUUUUUUUUUGUGGAAAAGAAUGCAGAAACUUGAAGAAAACCUUAAAUCAAAUCUGGGAACUUCAGUUUCAAAUAAGAAUUAAUGUAGUUUUGGAUUUUAGCUCCCGUUUGGCCCUCAUUAAUUUUCAUUCCAUUAUAUUUUAUUUUUCUCUCUCAU
Molecule: messenger RNA, 3095 nt
Organism: Olea europaea var. sylvestris
Lineage: Eukaryota; Viridiplantae; Streptophyta; Magnoliopsida; Lamiales; Oleaceae
Product: probable LRR receptor-like serine/threonine-protein kinase At2g16250
Exons: 3
Coding region: 483-2657 (724 amino acids)
Biological process (GO): protein phosphorylation
Molecular function (GO): ATP binding; protein kinase activity; receptor serine/threonine kinase binding
Source: RefSeq, a predicted model, not a curated record